AUGCAGCACAUGAUGCAGUUCGGAGAGCAGGUUCUCAAAGACCCCUCCUAUCUCCUCCGCCAGGCCAGGUUUGUGCACCGCGAGCUGCCCAUCCGGCUGGCCAAGCGCCUCAUGGAUCUUCAAUUCCUGCCUUACAUCGUCGUCACCAACCCACACAUCAAGCAGGUCUAUGACUCGUACCGCAGAGCGCUGGACCUGCUGGUUGCGUUUCCUGAGGUGCGGACGCAUGAGGACAAUGAGAAGUUCACGGAGCUGCUGGCACUGCUGGUGGAAGAGCACACACCCCUUAUAGGCGUGCUGGCACGUGGUGUGAGGGAGUGCUCCAUCCGGCCACUGGUGGGGCGAGAACUCAAUCUCGACAGCUUCCUUGAUAACAUGUUGCGGUCUCGUAUCAGCAGAAGGGUGGUGGCAGAGCAGCAUAUUGCACUGCAGCAGAAGAGACCAGGGUACAUCGGUGUUAUCUGCACCAACAUGUCGGCACGGGAGGUCGUUGAAGACGCAGUGGAGGAGGCAACAGACAUGUGCACGAGGACGUUUGGCUGCUGCCCUGAGUUCGUGCUCACAGGGGAUCUCAACACCUCAUUUGCGUACAUACCCUCACACCUGCAUUACAUGCUGUUUGAGAUUCUCAAGAACGCGUCCCGAGCAAUAGUGGAGCAUCACACAGACCAAUCAGGGGACUCGAUGCCCUCCUCUUCAGCCAAGUUCCCCCCCGUUAUAAUCACUGUCUGCUCCGGCUCAAACGAAGUUACGAUCAAGGUGUCUGAUUUGGGAGGCGGCAUUCCAGAGAAGCUUCAAGCCAAGGUGUGGCGCUAUGGGUACUCUUCGGUGGAGGGUGACGUCAGCACGUCUAGCACCCUGAGAUCCGCAGCUGGUGGUCCUGUGGACUCCCAAGGGACGCCCAUGGCGGGGCUGGGGUUCGGGCUGCCUUACUCGCGGUUGCUUGCGCAAUAUCUUGGUGGCAAUAUCGAGGUGUGCAUUGCGGUAUUGAGCAUUCCAGGCUACGGCACAGAUGUGUAUGUGAGGGUGCGGCGGGUCGUUGACCAGACAGAAGCCGUGGAGAUCUGA
Molecule: messenger RNA, 1068 nt
Organism: Closterium sp. Naga37s-1
Lineage: Eukaryota; Viridiplantae; Streptophyta; Zygnematophyceae; Desmidiales; Closteriaceae
Source: the annotation of a GenBank genome assembly